Nerophis lumbriciformis (worm pipefish) is the source of this 1305-nucleotide messenger RNA. The record is from RefSeq and is a predicted model, not a curated record. Lineage: Eukaryota; Metazoa; Chordata; Actinopteri; Syngnathiformes; Syngnathidae.
AUGUCGGGUCGGCCAAGAACCACUUCAUUCGCGGAGAGCUGCAAGCCGGUGCCGCAGCCGUCCGCUUUCGGCAGCAUGAAAGUCAGCAGGGAUAAAGAUGGCAGUAAGGUAACAACAGUAAUGGCCACUCCAGGCCAAGGCCCUGACCGGCCACAGGAAGUGAGUUACACUGACACGAAGGUGAUCGGCAACGGCUCGUUCGGCGUCGUGUAUCAGGCCAAGCUGUGCGACUCCGGAGAGCUGGUGGCUAUCAAGAAGGUGCUGCAGGACAAGAGGUUUAAGAACCGCGAGCUGCAAAUUAUGAGAAAAUUGGACCACUGUAACAUCGUACGUCUGCGCUACUUCUUCUAUUCCAGUGGAGACAAGAAAGAUGAAGUGUACCUGAAUCUGGUCUUGGAUUACGUUCCUGAGACAGUCUACAGAGUGGCCAGACAUUACAGCCGAGCCAAGCAGACGCUGCCCAUGGUCUAUGUCAAGCUGUACAUGUACCAACUAUUCCGAAGUCUGGCCUAUAUCCAUUCAUUCGGUAUCUGCCAUCGGGAUAUCAAGCCUCAAAACCUGCUACUGGAUCCCGAGACAGCCGUGCUGAAACUCUGCGACUUUGGCAGCGCCAAGCAGCUUGUACGUGGCGAGCCAAACGUAUCCUACAUCUGCUCUCGCUAUUAUCGAGCCCCGGAGCUCAUAUUCGGAGCCACUGACUACACCUCCAGUAUAGAUGUGUGGUCAGCAGGGUGCGUGCUAGCCGAGCUGUUGCUAGGUCAACCGAUCUUCCCCGGCGACAGCGGAGUGGAUCAACUGGUGGAAAUUAUCAAGGUUUUGGGGACACCAACGCGGGAGCAGAUCCGCGAGAUGAACCCCAACUACACAGAGUUCAAAUUCCCCCAGAUUAAGGCCCAUCCAUGGACUAAGGUGAGUCAACAGACCUCUGUGUGUGCGACUGGUGUGCAGGUGUUUCGGCCGCGUACGCCGCCCGAGGCAAUUGCCCUGUGCUCGCGGCUGCUGGAGUACACGCCCACUGCGCGCCUCACGCCUCUGGAGGCCUGCGCGCACUCCUUCUUCGACGAGCUGCGCGACCCCAACGUCAAGCUGCCCAACGGCCGCGAGAAGCCUUCCCUCUUCAAUUUCACUACACAAGAGCUGUCCAGCAAUCCGUCUCUGGCCUCCAUUCUCAUCCCGGCCCACGCUCGCAGUCAGGCCGCCGCUUCCACCCCGACCAACGCCUCCGCCACCACAGACGGUAGCAGCACAGAUCGAGUCCCCAGCACCACCAGCGCCUCUGCUUCCGCCUCCAACUCAGCUUCCUGA